AAGUUUGGAGAAAGGAUUACCGGUUCCACCGAACUUGUAUAUCAUGGGAUGGGAGAUCGUCUCCACUUCAGUGACGGCUACACAAUAACCUCAUGGACCAUGUCCGUUCAAGUGAUUUCAGUGUCAGGUCAUGAGCCGAAAAGCAUAAUAUCCACGUGGUGCCGGCAUAUAAAAGCUUUGCGCGCCUGCUUAAAACUUACCGCCGGGUAGCGAGGACGAUGUUGACCGUGUGGAUCGUAGUUCUUUGCCAUCUUAUUGCGUUGCUUUGCGUCCACGCUUGCGACCGACAGCAUGACCAGAAUGCAUAUGGCGGUCACAGUUUGCAAUGUCAGAAACUUGACGCGGCUGGUCUGCUGACUGUCGAUGAGUGGUACGCCUAUUUCAGUAUAGAAGAGGUACACCAAGUUGUCCUCAAGUCUGGGACCAUUGAUUCAUAUGUAGCCUCUGAAUCGCCUAUUGCCAAGGCUGGCGUUCUUGCGAACAUCGGUCCAAAUGGUGCCAAAUCUCAAGGUGCCAAGCCUGGCGUCGUCAUCGCUAGUCCGAGCACCAGUGACCCGGACUAUUUGUUCACCUGGACUCGCGACUCGUCCCUCGUCUUCAAAGCCUUGAUCGAUCAGUUCACAUCGGGCGAAGAUACGUCCCUCCGAGUCCACAUUGACAAUUUCGUCAUUUCCGAGGCGACUCUUCAGCAAGUCUCCAACCCUAGUGGAACGGUCAGUUCUGGCGGCCUUGGCGAGCCAAAAUUCAAUAUCGACGAGACAGCGUUCACCGGAGCCUGGGGUCGCCCUCAACGAGAUGGCCCUGCCCUGCGUUCUACCGCCAUCAUUAGCUAUGCUAAUUGGCUUCGUGCUAACGGCAAUAGUAGCUUCGUAGCCAACACCCUCUGGCCCAUCAUAAAGCUUGACCUCGACUACGUUGCUUCUAACUGGAACCAGUCUACCUUCGAUCUCUGGGAAGAAAUCAGUUCUGCUUCUUUCUUUACCACGGCUGUCCAACACCGCGCUUUGCGAGAGGGAGCGGCGCUCACUACGGCCAUUGGUCAAACUUCCGUGGCUAGCAACUAUGAUACCCAGGCCGACAACCUUCUUUGCUUCUUGCAAUCAUAUUGGAACCCCACCGGCGCAUACGUCACCGCCAACACUGGUGGUGGCCGGUCUGGCAAAGACGCCAAUACCGUGCUGACGUCUAUCCACACCUUUGACCCCUCUGCUGGUUGCGACGUUGUCACUUUCCAACCUUGCUCUGACAAGGCGCUGUCUAACCUCAAAGUCUAUGUCGACGGGUUCCGUUCUAUCUACACUAUCAACAGUGGCAUUGCUGCGAAUGCCGCCGCCGCCACUGGUCGUUAUCCUGAGGAUUCUUACAUGGGUGGUAACCCUUGGUAUCUCGCUACCUUCGCCGUCGCUGAACAGCUUUACGACGCCCUCAUCGUCUGGGACGCCCAAGGUUCACUCAACGUCACUUCCACCUCCCUCGCCUUCUUCCAACAAUUCUCCCCUUCUGUUGCUGUCGGUACCUACGACUCCUCUAGCGCCACGUUCACAACCCUCACCAGCGCUGUCAAACGCUUUGCCGAUGGAUUCAUUGCUGUCAACGCCAAUUUCACUCCUUCUGAUGGGGCACUGGCUGAGCAAUACAGUAGGAACACCGGAGCCCCGGUCAGCGCCGUUGACUUGACUUGGAGUUACGCUUCUGCGUUGACGGCCUUUGACGCGAGGGCUGGUAAGGCGAGCCCCGGGUGGGGUGCUGCCGGGUUGAUUGUCCCUGCUAGUUGCUCCUCUAACAGCGGUGGAGGAGGUGGCGAUACUGUCCCUGUUACGUUCAACGUUCAAGCUACUACGGUCUUUGGGGAGAACAUCUAUCUCACUGGUUCAGUUGACGCUUUGCAGAAUUGGUCCCCUGACACCGCGCUCCUCUUGUCGGCGGCGAACUACCCAACUUGGAGCACCACCGUCAACCUUCCGGCUAGCACCAGCGUUCAAUACAAGUUCAUUCGCAAAUUCAACGGCCAAGUUACUUGGGAGUCAGAUCCUAAUAGACAGAUCAACACGCCUGCUAGCGGCAGCUUCACUGAGAACGAUACUUGGCGAUGACCCAAACGUGAUGCUUCCAGAGACUGAGGUUAAUACGAUUCGCAACAUAGCUAAAGAUAGUUUGCAGACCGCGAAUGUGCAGUUGGUGCUAUAAAAAAUGAACAUGCCUUUGGCUCUUGCUAGGACUUGUAGUUACCCAGUAACUUCGCAUUGAAUGAUAUUGAAUCUUGAAAGCCUGAAUCAUACGCACAACGAUCGAAUUAAUGAAAAGGAAGUGACAGU
Somion occarium is the source of this 2315-nucleotide messenger RNA. The record is from the annotation of a GenBank genome assembly. NCBI's taxonomy places the organism in Eukaryota, Fungi, Basidiomycota, Agaricomycetes, Polyporales, Cerrenaceae.